AUGCAUUUCUCUCUUAUCGUUGCAUGCAGUCUCUUGACUGGAGCGAUUGCUGCUCCAGCUUCUCAAAAAAGACAUGUCGUCCAUGAGCGAAGAGAUCAAGAACCUCGCAAUUGGCGUAGGGAGAAUCCAUUACACCCGGAUUCACACCUCCCAAUGCGAUUCGCCAUCACUCAAAAUAACUUGCAUAACGCGGAAGCAUACUUAAUGGAUGUUUCUAAUCCUUCCUCAGCAAACUAUGGCAAGCACUGGAGUGCGAAGAAGGUUGCUGAAACCUUUGCUCCAAGUGCUGAGUCUGUUAAAGCAGUUUUUCAAUGGCUUGAAGAAUAUGGCAUCAAGAGCGAGCGUGUAAAGCAAUCGCAAAGUCUCAAUUGGAUUCAUGCAAACGUUACUGUUGCAGAAGCCGAGUCUCUUCUCAACACUAAAUACUACGCCUAUACACAUGCCGAAACUGGCCAAAGUGCUGCUGCUUGUGAUGACUACAGUGUCCCUGAGAACUUGCGCAAACACAUUGAUUUUAUCACACCAACUCUUCACUUCGAUGCAAAGGUUGCACCUCGAAAGAUGAAGCGAGAGAAUACCAGUCAAAAGGAUGCCUUUUCCAAACACAGAGCCGGUUCACCAAACGAUCCAUCUUUGCCCAAACAAGGCAAAAUCAUCUCUGUUACAUCACAUGGCGGGCUACAAACUUCACCAUUGGCGACUUGCAAUACACAUGUCACACCCGAUUGUCUCCGGGCUUUAUACGGGCUUCCAGCCCAAGGCCCUUCUGCAAAAGGAAAUUUGGAUUUAUUCUUUGGCAACUUCUCUCCUGCACUUGUCGGGGCUAGACCAAUUUUUGACUCCAUCGACGGUGGUGUCUUACAGACAAUUGUGGAGUCCUUUGACUACAACGGAGAAUCUGACUUGGAUCUUGAAUACGGAAUGGCACUUGCAUAUCCUCAAAAGGUGACAUUAUAUCAAGCAGGAGAUAUAGGAGAGGGAGCAUCGUUCAACAACUUCCUUGACGCUAUCGAUGGCUCCUAUUGUAAAACAGGCGGUGGUGACGACCCAGAUUACGAUGCAAUCUUCCCCGAUACAUAUGGAAAUAGCAGCGAUUACUACAAAGGACCCCCGAACUGUGGUGGAUUCGCUGCCACCAAAGUUAUUUCCACCUCCUAUGGUUUCGAUGAAAGCGAUCUCACACCAGCAUAUGAGAGACGUCAAUGCAAUGAGUAUCUCAAGCUAGGCCUCCAGGGUGUCACAAUCUUGUACUCUUCUGGUGAUUAUGGUGUUGCGGGUAAUGGAGGAGAAUGUGGAGCUGGUAAUGCGUUUAGCCCUUCCUUUCCUGGUACAUGUCCAUACAUCACAUCCGUCGGAGCUACCCAAAUCAAACCAAACGCUACUGUCACUCAACCAGAAGAAGCUGCCGAGUCUGUCAUCUAUUCUGGCGGAGGAUUCUCUAAUGUCUUUUCCAUGCCCAAAUACCAAAGCCAAGCCGUGGCAACCUACUUUGCCAAAUAUCCUCCCCCUUACACAGCAGCCCAGUACAACAACUCACAAACCACUCGUGGUUACCCCGACAUCUCCGCCAACGGUGUAAACUACGUUGUCGCUGUGGACGGAGAAUUCUCUCUCGUAUACGGUACAUCGGCCUCUUCCCCUGUCAUCGGCGCCAUCUUCACCUUAAUAAACGCUGCACGAAUCAAUGCCGGAAAAGCAGCCAUCGGAUUCGUCAACCCCGUUUUGUAUGCGCAUCCUAGCGUGUUGAAUGAUAUCACGAGUGGAGGAAAUCAAGGAUGUGGAACCGCAGGGUUCACAGCUGUGAAGGGAUGGGAUCCUGUUACAGGACUCGGAACCCCCAAUUACCCUAACCUCCUCAAGCUCUACCUUUCACUUCCUUAG
This is a messenger RNA of Sclerotinia sclerotiorum 1980 UF-70, 1881 nucleotides long. RefSeq lists its product as hypothetical. Bases 1 to 1881 code for a protein of 626 amino acids. Gene Ontology annotation, molecular function: serine-type endopeptidase activity; tripeptidyl-peptidase activity. NCBI's taxonomy places the organism in Eukaryota, Fungi, Ascomycota, Leotiomycetes, Helotiales, Sclerotiniaceae. The record is from RefSeq and is a predicted model, not a curated record. Gene Ontology annotation, biological process: proteolysis. The transcript is spliced from 8 exons.